UAAGUGAUGGCCUGCUCUACAUAGUAGAAGAAGUAUUAAGAGUUACAACAGUUACCUUGUGUGACUGUAUUCAUUGAAGCGCCACCCCUUUGGCAGAGUGGGUGUACGUAGUUGUCAUCUGGCAUCACACGAGGACAUGUGCGAAAUCGAAAUGCAAACCAGGACGGGCCGUAGUGCUGCCGAGGUUGUCCUCGAGAGCGGCGAGAAUACCGCCGUGUUGCAGCAGGCAGAGGAAAAUCAAGCGGCCUGCUCCCCGCGGGCCCGAUCCAGCACUGCAGAUUCUCUGUCCACUUCGUGCUCCAGUGCAUCCGAAGUUUGUAACUCGGAUGAGGAUUCCAACAGCAUUGAUGACGACCAGGAUCAGGACCUGCUUUUUUGCCCCAUCACCAUGGAGCUCUUCCGGGAUCCGGUGGUGAUUGCCAGCGGGAACACGUAUGAUCGUGUAGCCAUCGAGCGGCAUUUCAAGGCGGGCAACGUCAAGGACCCGCUCACCAACCAGGAACUGCCGUCGUGUUUCAUGAUCACGAACUGGGACAAGAGGCGCCAGGUACUUCGGGGUAGGUUUUUGUGCACGCGUGUUUGAUAAUUUGAUUUUUUCGAAAUUUUUUUCUUGAGCAUACCUCCAUAGCCAGAAGACAGAAGAUGAAUCGCUCACCCUCACAGGUCCAGCAAUACCUGGAGAAGAAGGGCCCCAGUUUUGUCCCGGAGGGCUGGGAAUCCCGCCAACUGGCCUCUGCGGAGACCAAAGUGGUUGUCGCGAGCCGCGCGAACGCGAUUGCGGGUACCAGUAGUGGAACUCGCACGACAAGCCUAGAUUGGUACGUCGUGGUGCUGUACACGCUUUGUGCGGUGCUGGUUGGCUUCUCGCUGCAGACGUUCGCCUCGGUGACGCUCGUAAUCCGCUACCCGACCGGAACGAACAGCGGCCAGCAGUUCCUCGCACCCAGGGACCAAAGCCAGCGGGACAGCCUCAGCGUGAACAUGCGACGGGCGGGAAACUCGUUGCUGUCGGCGUUCUAUCGGGUGAACCACAACGGGAUCCACGAAGACGAAAGCGCUGAGUACGAGCCGGAGACCAGCGAAGCGAACGAAAAUGAGUUCUACCAAAACGACAACUUAGAACGACGCGCAGCUUCGGGUAGGUCUUUCGAAUUCGACACUGCGAGCGAUUUCGCGGUCCGCGAGAAUUCUUAUCUCCACGAAAUCCUGUUCAGCGAAGCGACCAUCGAGACAAAUGGCGCAAUCGGACAAUCGAUUCUCAGUACCAACUUUACAAGGUCUCUUGCAGAGGACGAAGCCGAUGAGGACCAUGAACAGCAUGGUACUUCUUCUACAACAACACCGGAUGUCGAUUUCCAGGAAGACAUCGUCACCGCGUACUCUGCUGAAAGCAGCCACCCCUUUCUCGAGAAUCCCGUCCACAUUGCCGCGCACUUUCUGCUCGACCACGGUGAUUCGCCGCAUUUGGUUAAUUUCGCCUUGAGUUACUUGAAUCAACUGCCGGACAUGGUGUUCAACGCAUUCUUGCUUGGGUUGGAGGAAGCGGGUAACGAAGAAAACACGGCCGCAGCUGCAAAAAGACCUUCAACUGUAGUUCCAGUUCCAGUGUCACCGGUCACAGAAAAGGAGGAGAACGCUCAGCCUGUGCCGCAAGCCACGUCGGCUUCUCUACUGUCGAGAAGGAACACGGUCGCGAUGCGGUCAGGGCGGGAAAGUUCUGUCUACAAUCAAGAACAGUCGCAGCCGAGGCCGAGCAACAUGACUACAACUCCGGCGCUUCUCGAGAACGACGCCCUCCCCGCGAUUGAAGUCGCGGCGAGCGGAGAACAAAACCUCGCUACGGUAGUUCCCACAACCGUUGCUGACAACGAGAUGGACAAGAGCAUUGCCGAUUGGAUCGAUGAGGUGGUUGAAACGAAACUUUUCUCGGCGAUGGAGCGGUACGGCUUGACUACCAAAGAGGUCGCCGUUGUGACCUGGAGAAACGCGACGCAGGCAGGGCGAGGGUUCGAGCAAAACCGAUCUUCCCUUGUUUCCUUCGAAGCAGAACAAGACGAUCUGGAUCAUGAAUCGACCGCGACCGAGAUUCCUUCUGACAGUGAGGCUGCUCUACAAACAGCCGCCCACGGAAAUGGCCCGCGUACGAUCCUGGAUGCAUUCGCGGACCAGAUGGCCGGAAAGAAGGGACAACACUACAAGAAAUACGAGAAAAAAACGGCAACACGAGAAAAAACGUCUUCUCGCGAUGCAGCAUCUUCAGACCCACCUCUGAUUUCCGCUGCAUUCACACCGUUCGAGAAGCAACUCGCAGCCCGGUCGGACUUGUACUUCAACGUGCCGAUUUCCCACAUGGCCCACGCUUUUGUGACCGGAAACAAUCCUUUCGCGCAGGCAGCAGUCACAACUACGGAAAAAAAGAAGAAAUCGAGCUGUCCAGCCCGGUGGUGCGGAAACAUGUUCGAAAACUACAACGGGAAAAAGAAAAAGCAGGACAAUAAAGCACGGGGUCAAGAACAUCAUGAACGAGUAGACAACAGCUUCAACAUCGUGCCGUCCAGCCAGAAUGGGUGGGGAGUCGUCGUCCCCAACGGAGCAUCGUCAUACUCGCACCAGUCGUACUACUCGGAUUCCGCUCCUACCGUAGUCGUGUCUGGACGCGGAGAAGACGCGGGAGACCACGUCAUUCUGAACAAGAAGACAAUGACUAUGAAGCCCAUCCUUCUUCAGGCUUCGAUUCAGAACCGAGAAGACUCGUAUCGGAGAUUGAUCGAACAUGUGAUCUUUGAGCAGGUCGGGAAGUGGAUCCCGGAGAACCUUUCGAUGGUGGCAGAUGUUCUCGCACUUUCGGUUCGUGAUCUACAACAAGUGGAGAAUGCGACAGCAGCCUCGGGGGCCCCGUUUCUACACGUAGGACAUGACGUAGACGUUGCAGAAGAAUACAAUUACAAAUUUUGGUCCGUUUACAUCAAGACAAUUCAUUCCUCUUCACGACCGGACGAGCAGCAACGAAAACUUCUCGCGCAGCAAGACGGGGAGAAGAAAAAGUUUUUCGGCGGUAAAAUCCGGAUGCGGGCACCGGUCGAAGCUUCUUCCCCGCGACCGGAGCGGCGCCCCAGCAACUACAUCGAAAGUGCGGCCAGAGUUGCUGUACCGCACUCCAUGUUCUGGCGCGGACUCGCCAACAGUCUCUCCAUCAUGCAUCGGUUCGCAGCCCACCCAACACUGUUGACGUGUUUGAGUCAGAAGACGGCGGACUUUCUGACCAAAAUUCAGCACUUCGCGACAACGUGGAGAAAAAUGGUGAUGGUAACAUCCAUUGCGGCUGAUGCGGAGGGAGUUGUUCCUGAUUCUCUUUUCAACUCGCGCAGCGGACACUAUGCGGACCUAGUGUUGGAACUGGUGCGCGCUGUGCAGGAACGCCGGGAGCUGAGCUGUGGGCGGAUUUGUGGAACCUGCAUCGCACAGUAGCGAAAAGAACGACCUACCACUACAAGAAUUUGCAGCCAGUUUGAUUCCAAGAAAUAUGUAAACCAACAAACUUUGACAUUCUUCAAAAUUAACUAAAAUUGAUGUCGCACUCGGCAAUUCGCACUCAGCAUACCUAUACCAAGGAAAGUGUAAGCGAGGACGAAAGCCGCAAUGUAAAAUACUGCCACUGGCACUGCAGCUGUUUCUGUUUGUGUUUUGUAAGCCAUCCAGUUCAUCGCAAUGUAUAAUCCCAGACUUUCAAAAAUUUGUAGUGCACCCUCCUGUACUGAUGCCACACCUGUACAAACAAGAGCAAGACAAAAACUUGACGCCUGAAGAUUGUCCUAUUGUCGUUCAAAACUCAACUCAUUGUAUCUCUCUUGAGAUGACAGAGACCUCUCACUUAUGUAAAAAAUAUAGACCACGAGCACGUCAGUAUGAAUCUACGAAGCCUGCGUUUGUGCCAAGUAAAGCUAUGUAUCAACUGCUAGCAAUCUGAAUGUCAAUGUACCGAAAUCAACUAUGCUCUUUCUAUGUAUCUGCUGUUCUUUGUAAACCUAAACCGUCGUCGCCGGCGAUACUUGUACCACUAUACAGCUACUCCUACUUCUACUUGUAAAAAAAACUAUUCUCUGCAUCCGCUCUUUCUAGAUCCAU
Molecule: messenger RNA, 4125 nt
Organism: Amoebophrya sp. A120
Lineage: Eukaryota; Dinophyceae; Syndiniales; Amoebophryaceae
Source: the annotation of a GenBank genome assembly